Molecule: messenger RNA, 204 nt
Organism: Dentiscutata erythropus
Lineage: Eukaryota; Fungi; Glomeromycota; Glomeromycetes; Diversisporales; Gigasporaceae
Source: the annotation of a GenBank genome assembly
AUGGAAGGAUUAAGGAAGAAGUAUAGAAUAGAAAAGAAGAGUCAAAAAUACAUAACACGCAAGAAUAUUAUUGGUGCUGAUCUUGAAGCUUAUAAAGAAGUUUCAUGCAAGUCACCUACUCAUUUCAAUUCUGAGCUCUACACUAUUCAACAAACAUAUUGUAACAAAAACUCAAGUUAUGUAAUCCGUGGUCCUACACAUUGA